UGGAGUGCGCACGCGCAGGCCGUCCUGCUCUCGAGACGGUCGCUGGGGGACAGCAGUUGAGAUCGGCGGAUGACGUGAAUUCGGGGAUUAAGUGGCGGUGUGCACGAGUGGGAACCUCGCUGGAGCGCAGUCUGCCGUGAGGGAACCGCAACCAGGACUCGAGCCAGCGCGGUCCGAACGGAACGGUCGCGUCACGCAGCGAGCGAGCGAGCGACACAACCAGGGAGGGCCCAGGGGCCACACACACGACACGAACUGGGCGGCCGCCGGGCCCCCGGGUCCCUCCUCUCGCUCUCUCGCUCUCUCUCUCUCUCUCUCGCUCUCUCUCUCUCUCUCGCUCUCUCUCUCUCUCUCUCUGCCUGGGCCGAGGAGGCUCCUCGCUCUCCCCGGCGUGAUCAUCAUGAUGAUGAACUUCCUGCGCAACCGCCUGGUGGUUCUGGCCCUGGUGCUGCUGGCCACCGUGCUCUUGUACCUGCUGCUGCCCGCCAUCCGCCAGGGCGCCAUGGAGCCGUCGCCGGACGCGCAGCGCCUCAGCAGCCGGACGCAGCAGCUGGGGGGUGCGCAGCCGGGCUCUCCUCCUCCGGCCCCUCCGCAGCUGGCCGCCCUCAACGUGACGGUGCGCACCGGGCAGCUGGCCGGGGACCCGCCGCUCUUCUUCCGGGAGGCGCUGCCCGUGGACGCGGCGGGGAGACAGAUCCUGCCCAGGCUGCAGGUGGUGCUCCUGCACGGCCAGGCUUUCACCUCCAAAAACUGGGAGGAGCUGGGAACGUUGGCGCUGCUGGCCACCCACGGCUACCAGGCCCUGGCGCUGGAUCUGCCUGGUUUCGGGAACUCGCCGGACUCUGAUGCGCUGAAGACCGACCAACAUCGGGUGGCGCUGCUGCAGCACUUCCUUGACGCUCUGGGCGUGAGGGCUCCGGUGCUGCUCAGCCCCUCCAUGAGCGGGCGCUUCUCUCUGCCGUUUCUGGUGCAGCACGGUGACCAGCUGCGUGGCUUCGUCCCUAUCGCGCCCGUGGGGACACGCAGCUUCUCCCCACAGCAGUACCAGGCCAUCCAGACUCCGACACUGAUUGUGUAUGGAGAGCAGGACACGAACCUGGGUGCGCAGUCCUACAAGAGUCUGAGCCAGCUGCCGCGGAGCUCGGCCGUGCGCCUAGAGGGGGCGCGCCACGCCUGCUACCUGGACAAGCCACGCGAGUUCCACGAGGCCUUGCUGGAUUUCCUCAGCAAGGUGCAGUGACGGGCAGUGCUGGCCUGGGUACGACACCUCUGGACUUCAUGGGCGGACAUGUGAGGACGGUGAGCCUCGAGCCAGGGAAUUCUGGGAAUUGGGGGAAAGAACGAGACUUUGUGCUUUGGGCUGCUUGGUGCGCUCGAGCAGUCCCUCAUCCUGCGUCACAUUGACAGCGACAGGAACGAGGCAGCGUUAGGUCUGUGCUCCUGCUUGGAUGUGAACAGUUCUGCAGUCUUUCCCUCCACCUGUGCUGUGCGUUCAGCUUCAUGUCAACCGUCGAGGUCACAGUAAAACCGCAAAUGCUGUCCUAAAGGAAUUUAUUUGUGCUUAUUGUGCUUUGAAUUUGUUCCAGAAAUAAUAGAGAAUUGCUGUAAAAAAACAGUGCACUACCCUAACCCCAAGGGUAGAAAAGAAUGACCGUUUGAAGGCUUUCCUCUAGUUGCACUUUUACCCAGAGCUGUUGAAAUCGUUUAAGCUGAGUUCAUUAAUCAAAUAAUUGUUCAGAAAUGGUUUCUGUUGUGAGACAUCAGUAUAUUCUAAUUGUGUGAUCACUGUUUUCAUUGCAUGUAUUUAUUUUCCAUAAUUGGUAUCUACUAGUAAAUUAUUUUUGUUACUUUUGCUGUACUAUUGUUUUUUUCAUUAAUUUAAUCCUGUAAAUAUUCACCUGUGACUUUGUCUACCAGUCAGACACUCGAUCAUUUUCAUCCAAAAGCUCAUCUCAAGUCCUGGUGAUGAGUGGUGACUGGCUGCACUCUCCUCUUUGUCUGGUAAUGGUUCCUCUGCAGUAACUAGUUCACUCCAUGGAUACAAUAAAGGUGAAAAAGACUAGUUUGGUGUCAUGUUCAGUUGUCUGUCUGCCCGCCCGCCCCCCUGUUCACUGAAUAGCCCAAUUCAAGUCACUGUGCAAGUAGAAACACUAAACUGAAGAACCUCUACCACAGUAAUGUACACUGGUUCAUGUGGUGGUAUGUGACAAAUUUACUUACCUCUAGGAUCAUGUGUCUGCAUGCAGAUCUUUCUGUUGGUGUAAUGCACCUUUUGUAUUAUUCUCAGAGAUGUAUGUCUGGUAAU
Messenger RNA from Scleropages formosus (Asian bonytongue), 2305 nucleotides. It is a transcript of the gene abhd14a, whose product is annotated as abhydrolase domain containing 14A. Gene Ontology annotation, cellular component: cytoplasm. The transcript has 4 exons. The record is from RefSeq and is a predicted model, not a curated record. The coding region runs from base 401 to 1240 and encodes 279 amino acids. NCBI's taxonomy places the organism in Eukaryota, Metazoa, Chordata, Actinopteri, Osteoglossiformes, Osteoglossidae.